Molecule: messenger RNA, 1050 nt
Organism: Cucumis sativus (cucumber)
Lineage: Eukaryota; Viridiplantae; Streptophyta; Magnoliopsida; Cucurbitales; Cucurbitaceae
Product: protein CUP-SHAPED COTYLEDON 3
Exons: 3
Coding region: 117-881 (254 amino acids)
Biological process (GO): regulation of DNA-templated transcription
Molecular function (GO): DNA binding
Source: RefSeq, a predicted model, not a curated record
UACAAAAAACCCUUUUCAUAUUCUAUGAUUCUCUCCCAAUUAUACACAAUAUUUUAGUUUUUUUUUUUUUUUUUUGAGAGAAAGAGAGAGAUCAGAGAGUUUUGUAAGGAAAAAAAAUGGGUUUGAAAGAUAUUGGAGCAAGUCUUCCUCCAGGGUUUAGGUUUUAUCCAAGUGAUGAAGAGUUGGUUUGUCACUAUUUGUAUAAAAAAAUUGGAAAUGAAGAAGCUUUGAAAGGCACUUUGGUGGAGAUUGAUCUGCAUACUUGUGAGCCUUGGCAACUUCCUGACGUAGCCAAGUUGAAUGGAAAUGAGUGGUACUUCUUCAGCUUUCGAGAUAGAAAAUACUCGACGGGUUUUCGAACCAAUCGAGCAACAACAGCUGGCUACUGGAAGGCAACAGGAAAAGAUAGAUUGGUGAUGGACCCAACAAGAAAAGAGAUUGUAGGAAUGAGAAAAACUUUGGUGUUUUAUAAAAACAGAGCUCCAAAUGGGAUCAAAACAGGAUGGAUCAUGCAUGAGUUUCGAAUUGAAACUCCACAUAUGCCCCCAAAGGAGGAUUGGGUUUUAUGCAGAGUUUUUCACAAGACCAAGCCAGAUCAGGACGCCACAGAAACAACAACAAAACACACCACCUCACAUUUUCCGCUUGAUGCAGUGAUGGAGGCACCGUCCUCCUACUACUCGCUGCCAAACAACGACAUCGAGUUUCUGCCUGGUGACAACUCGACCGGGCUGCUACCCUGGGACAUCAACUUGGAAGAAACAUCCUUUAAUAGUUCAUCCUAUGGAGUUGGUGAUUCAAAUUCACAAGAAAUGAAGUAUGACAUAAUUGACAACACCUUCCAGAAUAAUGCCUUCCCUUUUAACUAUUUUGUUGCUUGAGAGAAGAGAUUUUACAUAUAUAUCAAACGUGAGAUUUGAUUAUUUUGUUGUUGAAUUAUUACAGUGCAUGUAUGUGUAACUAAAAGGGUUUUGGUUAAGUACUGUUUUACUUUUUAGUGUCUAUGUAAUAAUGCUUUGUAUAAAGUGGUGUUUAAUAAUUAAUAUUAUC